AUGGGGAAGCGGCGGAAGCUGGCGCAACCGCAGAAGCCGGCCAAACACGGCGGCGGAGCUGGGGGUCACAAGACGCAACCCAAGGCGGCUACUGCCAAGGGCAAGGGUGCAGGACACGGCAACGUCAAGUCCAAGGGGCAGCAGGCGACAGCCCCUUCGAAGACGACCAACCCGCCAGCGCAACAACAGCAGAGACAGCACGCCGAGCCCACGAUCCCCUUCUCGCCUGAAGACAAGAUCCUGCUAAUCGGCGAGGGCGACCUCAGCUUCGGCGCCUCGCUGGUAACGCACCACUACUGCGCCGACGUGACAGCCACGGUGCUGGAAAAGAACCGCGCCGAGCUGCUUCUCAAAUACCCGCACGCGGCCGCCAACAUCGCCGCCAUCGAGGCCGAGGGGGACAGCUGCCGAGUCGCGUACAACGUCGACGCGACCAAGAUGGCGCCGUUCACGACGAUCACCACCACCACCACAGCCGGCACGACCGGCACCAGGCAGCGGGAGGGCGUCAUGGACCGCAUCAUCUUCAACUUCCCGCACGUCGGCGGCAAGAGCACCGACGUCAACCGCCAGGUGCGCUACAACCAGGAGCUGCUCGUGGCCUUCUUCCAACACGCCAUUCCAUCGCUCGCGCCAUCCUCCCGAGUGGCUUCCUCUCAUUCCUCCCAUUCCCACAACCCUCCCUCCGACGACGACGACGACAGCAAGAAGAAGACGCCCCCCUCCAUCAUCGUCACCCUCUUCGAGGGCGAGCCGUACACCCUGUGGAACAUCCGCGACCUGGCGCGCCACUGCGGGCUGCAGGUCGAGUGCAGCUUCCGGUUCCAGGCCGCCGCGUACCCGGGCUACCACCACGCGCGCACGCUGGGCGUGAUCAAAAACAAAAACGGCGACGCCGUGGGCGGCGGGUGGAAGGGCGAAGACCGCGCGGCCCGGAGCUAUGUCUUUGUCAGAAAGGACGUGGGGGCACCGGAUGGGCAGCAGAGGGGCAAGAAGCGGGCCAGGGCUGCGGGGGGCGAGUCGUCGGAUGAGGAUUGA
Anthostomella pinea is the source of this 1038-nucleotide messenger RNA. Lineage: Eukaryota; Fungi; Ascomycota; Sordariomycetes; Xylariales; Xylariaceae. The record is from the annotation of a GenBank genome assembly.